Messenger RNA from Racocetra persica, 207 nucleotides. The record is from the annotation of a GenBank genome assembly. Lineage: Eukaryota; Fungi; Glomeromycota; Glomeromycetes; Diversisporales; Gigasporaceae.
AUGGAAAUAGACAGUAACAUAUCGAAUGUUUAUACAACUUCAACAAAUGAACAGAAUGAAAAAUUGGUUCCAAAAUUUUGGGUCGACAAAUAUAAGAAGGAAGCUUCAAAGAAUUGGAAUACUACUAAAUUUUUUAAAAAUCGUAAUUGGAUCGGACGUGAAUUUUCAGAACUUUCAUUUGAGAAUGAUCUCAAGCAAGAAAAAAAA